Cuscuta campestris is the source of this 1214-nucleotide messenger RNA. The record is from the annotation of a GenBank genome assembly. Lineage: Eukaryota; Viridiplantae; Streptophyta; Magnoliopsida; Solanales; Convolvulaceae.
AUCAGAGCCUUAUCUUCGAUAUCGUAUUUUCCUGCGUCUCUUCUGCAAAAAUUCAUUUUACAAGAAUGUUAAACUCUUCCCCGUUAGUGGCAACCGCAGCCGUAGCCUCCGCAGCCACUUCAUCAUUGUCGCCUUCUCUUCCUCCGUACACCAAGAAUCUUCCAUUAUGCCACCGCCGAUUUUCUCUCCGUACACCCUUUCACUUCCUCCUCAGAUCAAAGCCCAUUAAGCACCCGAAACUCAACACCCAUUUCUCCGUUAUCCGCGCCGUUACUCGCCCCGCAGUCUUCCUUGAAGAUGCCCAAUUUGCAGAAGCAGACCAUGAAGAAGAAGAAGAAGAAGUCGAAGAAGAUGAGGAAGAAGAAAAAAAUGAAGGCUUUGGAUCUCAAUCAGAUGGAUCUGGGAAAUUAUAUGUGGGGAAUUUGCCUUUCGCGUUAACCCCUCCUGAGUUGUCUGAAAUCUUCUCGGAAGCUGGCGAUGUUAAAAAUGUUGAGAUUAUAUACGAUAAAGUUACUCGUAGAAGUCGGGGAUUUGCAUUUGUCACCAUGGGAAGUGUUGAAGAAGCAAAUAAGGCCAUCCGGAUGUUCAAUGAGUCUCUAGUUGGGGGCAGAACAGUGAAGGUUAACUUCCCUGAGGUGCCAAAAGGAGGAGAAAGGGAAGUGAUGAUGGCCUCGCGGUCUAGGAACAUUCACAAGUUGUACGCAAUGAACCUCGCCUGGAGCCUCACAAGUCAAGGCCUAAGACAAGCUUUUGCUGGGCAACCAGGAUUCUUGAAUGCAAAUGUCGUAUUCGACAGGGACUCUGGAAAACCUCUCGGUUAUGGCUUUGUUAGCUUUGCUUCUGCUGAAGAAAUGGAAGCUGCCCUUAACGCCAUGAAUGGAGUGGAGGUGCAAGGCCGGCCAUUGCGGUUGGAAUUUGUCAAGGGGAGAAGACCUCUUAGUCCAUCUGCGGUCGAGACGGAUAGGUAAGAGUUAUUUCCUUGUUCAUAGGAGGACUAUUGCAUAGUUGUAUCAAUCCUUCGCUUGCUUAGUCCAGCUCCUAAAUGUACUACUAGUGAAUUGUACAAACUUAUGGACUCUUUGUAAGGGUUAUUCCAUUGAAAAGGCUUCUAUGUGCUGCUUUCUUGUUGAACUUUGCCGGUGAUUCUGUUUUUUCUGUGCUUAUAAGUAAUUUUUAACUUACAAGUCUUUUGAGAAUGAACGUGUCUCCGGGCU